UAUACUAACCUAUCAGACUUUGACGCAACCCAACGUCAACCUCUCCUCCACCAAUGGCAGACGCCGCCGUAUUUUCUCCCGCCGGUGACGGCCUAUCGUCUAAUUCCGGCAUCGAAAUCAUCAUAAGGUUUUAAUAGUCAUUAUAUUUUUGUGCCGUUAACUGCAAUUCAUUCACCGCCCGAGGACAGUAUCACCUCUCACUUACCCCCAAUUCGGUGCCCUAAUUUUUUUUUUCUUAUUUCCUUCUCUACGAAUUCCAAAUAUUGUUGCUUGGUUUUUCAGUACUUAUAAUUUUUUUACUAGCUUUUAACCUUUUCUUAUGCAUGCAUUUUCUGUAUGGUUCAUCAAUGUGAAUUUGACGUAUCAAUCUCAUUUAUGUUCUCUUUACAGAGCUGUGAAAUUUUUGUUUCUGAUUCUUUUAUCUGCUGCAUAUCUCUGUAGAAACAGAAAAUUUGAAAUAAUGUAACAGGUUGAAAACUAUCAUGUUUGUUUGCUAGAUAUCAUAAUGUAUAUUGCAAUAAGAGUUUGUGGUUUUUGUGAAAUCUGUAGUGUAUAAGCUUAACAUACAGUUGAUGCUGUUUUUAGAAAAACGGUGUAUUCCGGCCAAUACGUAUAUGUGUGUGUGUGUGUGACUCUGUAUGCGUGGGUGAUAGUGAAAAUAAUGAAUCCAGAAGUAGCCUAACUUCUCCUUUGUUUUUCGAAGUACUCUUUAUAAGAAAAAAACUAUCUUGCUUGUGGUGCGUGACGACUUGCUCUAAGUAGUCUCUCUUUCAAUGUGUCAGCUUAGUUUACUUUUUUGCUGCUGCUGCUGUUGUGUAUUUGUGAAGGUGGAUGAAACUUCUGAAAUCAGUGAGGACCUUCUGGAUGAAGGAGAGGAAGGCUUCAAGAUUGAAGCACACGACCUUGGAAAUGAAGACAGCAAAAUACUUAAACUCAAGAACACUGAUCUCGAGAAUGCCAUUGAACAAGUGCUUGGAAGUGAAAGAGCUGACCUUGAAAAUGAUGGCAAGCAGGUGCUCGGCAUUCAUAAUGUGGAUGAGAGUGAGCAUGUGAUCGAAAUUGAGAGGAAUGACCAUGAGAGCAACUAUGAGCAAAUGCUCGAGAUCCAAAGCAACGACAGGGAUAGCAGCAGUGACCAAAUGCUUGGUAUUCCUGCCAAUGGUGCUCAAAAUGAUCAUACACUAGGAAAGUCUUAUCUCCAACCUGUUGAGGGAAUGGAGUUUGAAUCAUAUGAUGAUGCCUAUAACUUCUACAACUACUAUGCCAAGGAGCUUGGGUUUGGUAUAAGGGUCAAAUCUUCAUGGACAAAACGUAAUAGCAAAGAGAAGCGUGGGGCAGUACUCUGUUGCAACUGUGAGGGCUUCAAAACAAUGAAAGAAGCGUGUACUCGAAGAAAGGAAACAAGGACAGGAUGUCUGGCAAUGAUAAGGUUGAGGUUGGUGGAGUCAAACAGAUGGAGAUUGGAUGAAGUAAAACUAGAACAUAACCAUUUAUUUGAUCAUCAAAAGGCUCAAAACUCCCGGUCAAAUAAGAAGAUAGAAGCAGGGAUCAAGAGGAAGUCGAGUUCUGCUGUUGAUGUGGAAGUGAAAACAAUUAAGCUUUAUCGAACUCCAGCUCUCGAUGCAGUAAAUUAUGGAAGCUCAAGUGAACGAGAUUUCAGUCACCAUACAGACCAGUUGAAACAUUUAAAAUUUGGAAAUGGUGAUCUUGAAGUUAUGCAAAAUUAUUUUCAUCAGGCACAGCUUGCUGACCCGAACUUCUUUUAUGUUAUGGAUUUAAACGAUGAAGGAUAUGUAAGGAAUGUUUUCUGGAUCGAUUCCAGGUCAAGGGCUGCCUAUGGCUAUUUUAGUGACGUGGUAGUUGUUGACUCAACAUGCCUGUCAAAAAAGCACAAUAUUCCGCUGCUCUCAUUCAGUGGACUGAAUCACCAUGGUCAAUCUGUGUUAAUGGGUUGUGGGUUGCUCGCUGAAGAAACCUUUGAGACUUAUGUUUGGCUGAUGAGAGCAUGGCUGACAUGUAUGUUUGGACGUCGUCCACAAACUAUAAUCACGGACCAAUGCAAGGCACUGCAGGGUGCAAUCUCUGAAGUUUUCCCAAGGGCUCAUCAUUGUCUCCAUUUACCCUUUGUGAUGCAGAGCAUUCACGAAAGGUUAGGGGAGCAGGUGGGGGAGUCGCAAGUGUUUCAAACAGUAUUAAACCUAACAGUGUACAACACAACAAAGAUAGAAGAAUUUGAAACAGGCUGGGAGGAGAUGAUUCAACAUUUUUCCAUGAGAGAUCAUGAAUGGCUCAACAGCUUGUAUGAAGACCGAGAAAGAUGGGCCCCGGUUUACUUUAAAAACUCCAUUUUUGCCGGAAUAUUUACUUAUCAGCCCGGUGAAUACACAAAUCCGUUUUUCCAUGGCUAUUUAGAUGAUCAAACGAGCUGGACUGAAUUCUUCAAGGUAUACGAAUCACUUCAACAAAAAAUGAUCCAGAGGGAGGCUCUUGAUGAUAUUGAGUCGAGAGAGUUUAGACCCGUGUUAAGCACGAGAUGCAGUUAUGAGACACAGGUCUGUGACCUGUAUACCAAAGAGAUAUUCUUGAAGUUCCAAGAAGAGGUGGCGCUGAUGCAUGGUUGUUUCAGUGUGACUCACAUCCAUGUGAAUGGGCCAAUAAUAACAUAUAUGGUUAAAGAACGAAAUGGUGGAGGAGAUGCAAUGGAGGCUCAUAACUUUGAAGUUGUAUAUGAUAAAGUUGGGAUGGAGGUUCGCUGCAUUUGUUGCUGCUUCAGUUUCAGAGGAUAUUUAUGCAGGCAUGCAUUGACCGUCCUCAAUUACAACAGUGCGGAGGAGAUCCCCGGCCAGUACAUCUUGACGCGGUGGAGGAAGGACGUGAAACGCCUAUACAUUCCUAAUAUUGGCUCCAACAAUAUAGACAUAAGCAAUCCUGUGCAAUGGCGCGAGCAUCUGUACAGGCGCGCCAUGCACGUGGUUGCGGAAGGAAUGGCUUCGCGAGAGCAUCAUAUGGUUGCCUGGCAAGCAUUUAAGGAAUCGCUCAAUAAGGCACCACAUUCAUUCAAUAUCAAAGAAUUGAGGAAUUAGAGGAGAGUGCAGAGAAACGAAAUUUGAGAUUGGCGCUGACAGCGGGGCUGAACGGCGACGACUCGUGCUCCGAUCGGGACGACUGGGAGACUUCGAGACCGAUUGGAGACGCUGACAGCAGUCGGAAACGGACCCGGCUACGGCAUGAGAAAUGAGAUAGAGGAAAGGAGGAGACUUCUCUGAUAUUUAGAGAUCAAUCGGGAAAGUGAAAAGAGAGGAGGGAAGAAGGAAUGCAGGCUGCAUGGCAUCCAUUUUGGAGGAGAAAGGAAAAUGUCAGUAAGGGGACGGCAUUGAUUGAGAAAUUGAUGGAGAGUUAGGAAUUCUCAAUUUGGUGUUGAUUUCCUCCGACAAGGAACCGAGGCGGAGCUUUCACCGAUUAAGGAUUUUUUAUUUGAAUGAGAAACAGAGAGACAAGAGUAGACGACGGCAAUGAGGAUCUGCUCUUUAUUUAUUUUGGGCCAAGUAAUGAUUGGGCUGGUUGGAUCUGCAGUUGGAGUAUUAAAAUUAGUUGGGCUGAUAUAUAAAUUAAAAAGGGGGAGGGAGCUAGUUUGUGGGCCAAGGAAAAUAUGUUUUGGGAUGGAAAGAUAAAAAGGUGUUGGGUGGGCAGCUGCGAAAAUGAAUCAAUACAAGGAUGAAAAUGACGUUCUAAAGUCACGACAAAAUUUCACAAUUUCCCAACUAAGAUCAAAGAGUAAGAUUUAA
Molecule: messenger RNA, 3785 nt
Organism: Salvia splendens (bonfire salvia)
Lineage: Eukaryota; Viridiplantae; Streptophyta; Magnoliopsida; Lamiales; Lamiaceae
Product: protein FAR1-RELATED SEQUENCE 8
Exons: 2
Coding region: 774-3083 (769 amino acids)
Biological process (GO): regulation of DNA-templated transcription
Molecular function (GO): zinc ion binding
Source: RefSeq, a predicted model, not a curated record